Ochlerotatus camptorhynchus is the source of this 2379-nucleotide messenger RNA. Its product is annotated as transmembrane protein 216-like. The transcript is spliced from 2 exons. Lineage: Eukaryota; Metazoa; Arthropoda; Insecta; Diptera; Culicidae. The coding region runs from base 328 to 741 and encodes 137 amino acids. Gene Ontology annotation, biological process: non-motile cilium assembly. The record is from RefSeq and is a predicted model, not a curated record. Gene Ontology annotation, cellular component: ciliary transition zone.
AAAUAGUGAAAAUUGUUGUAAAAUAUCAGCAGAACUUGUGCAAUCGUUUCAAUUAUCUAACCUUCAAUCUUCCGUGUACCGUUUUCUGUAUGUCUGUAGAAUUUGGGACGUGGAGUGGCCGGUAGACGCGCAAUAAAGUCGUCUACCUACCCCCGUUUGGCAGCUUCGAUGUGCUGCCUACGAUUCAGUAGCUGCUGCUACUGUUGCUAGUAGUGCGUAUCGCCCUAUCUCUUCCUGUUCCCAUUUUUUCAUCGAGGGUAGCUCCGUUCCUGUGCGUGGGAGGAGAAAAAACAUAACCAGACCGCCCACGGUACAGUAGCAACAACAAUGGGUAAUCCUAGCCUGACGUACGAGAUUCUUCUCUAUCUGAAUUCGUUCUACUUCGGGAUGUUCGCAAUGUGCGAACUGGGCAUGAUGACCCUCAAGGCGGUCAACUUGAAAUACCCGGAACAAAUCCUGAUGCGGGAAACAUGCAUAUUACUAUCGCUCUGUCUGGUUGAAACGAUACGGAUCAUCCUCGGUCGGAAGGGCAGUCUCAGUGAUCACGGCUGGCAGGUCAUCCUAUCGGUUAUCCUAACGAUUCCUUGCGCGGCUGGAGUCGGUUAUCUCCUGUUCUAUCAAUUACACCGAUUACGCCUCGAAUACAUCCUAUGUGCCUUAAUGUUAUCUCUCCAGGCAGCCGAGCUACUGUUUGCGAUACUAUUCGUAUUCACACUCUGCCGUCCGACCUCGUACGACUAGAUUCGUUCAAAUACUCUCCUCAACCCUUUCUUCGUCCUCGAGAGACAUAAGGAAAUCUCACGCCGAUACCAACAUCAUUCAUUUUCGUAUGGCCGCAUGAUAGAUCAGCAUCAGUCACUCUUUUUGAACACUACAUAUACAUAAUCACACCAUCCCAUCUCGACCGGUCGCCGUCGUUUGAUAUCAAUCUUUUAGCACAAAGUAGGCUUUUUAAAGAGGAAUACCGAAGCCAAAAUGAUGCAGCCAAAUUUCCUAGACUCAAACGGACAAUACGAUUCAAAGAUGAAACCGACAAAAAUUAAGCAAAACACAUAAGACUCAAUCCACAUAAACAGGAUACAAAUCUCGUAAAACAACUACAUAAGUCUUUUCAUUUGAAUCUUCAUUCAUUUUAAAUAAAAUUCUUAUUUGUUUUCAGUUGAAACGAAUCCAUCAUUUCAAGUUUUAAAAAAGUCAACCGACAACAAUAUUUGUACUUUUUAAGAAACCUGUUUUUAUAACUCGUAAGUAAUCGAUCUACCUACUAGAAAUUUAUUAUUUAAUUAUUUAUGUGUUCUCUGUAAAAUCGCUGUAAGUAACUGAAAGCUAGUCACACGACCAAAGAAAAUCAUUUCCGUUCCAAGCCAAGUUUUCACGUACUUAGUGGCUCGUGCCAUUUGCAUACUUUAAACCCGGACAACGUCUUUACUACAACAACUAGUCGCGAUACGCUAUUGAUAGGGUAGGUGGUAAAGGCUAAAUCAAAGAAAUAGUUAAACGGGUUGACAAAAACCAAAACUCGGUUUACAUUUGAAGGAAAGUUGUUUUAUAUAUAAGGUGAAGAAAACCAAAUAGCGACGUUAGGAUUAAUGGUAGUUAAAUUUGAAAACAAUGAAAAACUGCAAUAUAUUCAAAAAAGAAAAAAAAAACAUUUUAGACCAUUUAUACCGGAAUCAUACACGAAAAAUAAAUCACGGAAAGAAGAAGUGGAGACGUUGUAAAGUAUAACUGCUUCAAAGUAGUUAAACGCCCGAGCAAAGGGAUUAUCAAAACUUUGUAUAAUAAAGAAAAUCAACAACUACCGAACGUUUCAGCGUUAUACGCACCGACUAACUAAACUUUUUAACUCUCGAGAAUAUCUUAACCUUUUGUAACACGAAGAAACAGAUUCGUUGCAAUCGUAGAAAAGCAUUACCGAACUAAUAAAUCUUAGUGUUUUUAGUUGGACUAGGUAGUGCAGUUUACCGUUCUAAAGAAUACAUCAUCUCACCUGACCCAUUUGAAAACACUUUUACAAAUUUACAAUUUUAAAUAUCUUUCUAAAACGGCACUUCAGCUUGAGUAGUAAAAAUCGAACCGGGUAAUUCCAAGUAGCAAUCCGAAAAAUACAAGGAUGGUAGUUUCAUUUACUUUUUCCAGUUUUGUCACUCUACAAUCGCUAAUAAACUGUAGCUAUAUAAUUUCUAAAUAUCAAGCAAGACAUAACCAAAAUGUCCAACGUGUAUCUGCGGAAUCAUGACAAACUUUAAGACAAAAAAAAAUCAAAUCAGUACUGUGUUCUUCUUUUGUUAUCGUGUAAUUUUCAAAGCAAAAGACUUUGUAAUAAACAAACACAUAUUAUCUUUAUGCCUAAUUCGUAAUCUACUAUUGUAACCGGAA